Mya arenaria is the source of this 1388-nucleotide messenger RNA. RefSeq lists its product as uncharacterized. Lineage: Eukaryota; Metazoa; Mollusca; Bivalvia; Myida; Myidae. The transcript has 6 exons. Bases 62 to 769 code for a protein of 235 amino acids. The record is from RefSeq and is a predicted model, not a curated record.
GAAGGCUCAAUGUUACCGUUUUAUAUUUCAUCGGCUUUAUCAAUGAGAAGGUAUUUAGAAAAUGGAUAAGUCACUACUUGUAGCCUGGUUUGUGCUCGCCAUUCAUUGGCUGGGCGUCAGCGCUCUGAUUGGACUAAGACCAGCUAACCAAACCCCUCACAAGGAUGAUGACGACUCUCGUCCCUCGCCGACUUCACCAAAACCACAUCAAUCACUGUAUUCUCAGCUCCAUUCUCCAUAUGAGCUGCCAAAAUUUAUCCACAACUAUACGAUUAAGGAGAUAUCCAAUCAAGCUACAGAUAGAGACGGAUGCGACCUGUCUACAUCCCUUCAGUGCUCGGCGAGGCUGCUACGCCAAGCUAUUGCAAAUGACACAGAUAUAUGUAAUGAUGUUGAGACAUUUGGUCGGUGUGUAAUUUGCAGUCUCAGAAAUGUUGGAAGGAGAGAAUUCGUAAUGGGUGUUACAGCUUUCCAGAAAUUACACAUCAAGCUUCGAGACGAAUAUCGUUGCCAUGGAAACACGACUCCUGUUGUAGAUGUAUCUCGUGCUAGACAUUUGAUUUCUAAACGACAAGGGGAUUCCUGCUGCAUUGAACAGCUUUCAAAGUGUUCGUUUCAAACAUAUUUGAAAAUAAUCAGCAACAGAACUAACACGUGCUCCGGAAUAUCUUACUUAAAUAUCUGUAUGAAUGAAAACGUGUGUGGAAGAAAAGUAAUACUGAAAUCUUUGGAGGAAAUGUUAAGGCGGUUAAUGUUCACAUGCCAGUAGAUUUAUCUUAAUAUAGGCUGUUAACAAUAGCGCUAAGGGGUCAGUUACAUAUUUCUACCUAUAAAGUAAAUUAUUGAACUGGAAUCUACUGCAUCAAGUCUAAUAGCCGAUACUUAACAAUACAGAUCCUUAACGAGAGACAAACAACAUCCCAGAUAUCUAAUUACGCAUUAAUUGAUGCAUUGAUCCUUGUAGAUGAUGCUGCUUUUUAAUAAGACAUAGAUAAAAAAAUGUUUCUAGAACUCGUCGAGAAAGAGAGAAAGGAUGAUUUAAGGUUGUACACAAACAAACAAAUGGUUGUGAUUACGUUGUACAUAUCUUUUCAUAAUAUUAUCAUAUCAUUUAUCGUAUCAUUAAAUAAUGUCUUCACUCAAUGUACUCCAAAUGUCUUUCAUAUCCUAACGUCACAGACGUUUACUUGCGGUAUACAGAAGAAUAUUUGAGACUCAUAAUGAGUGCAAUGUAAUUAUUCUUAUGUGUUUGAUGAAACAAGUCUGUCACCAAUGUUUCGAAUAUAGCUGCUAAAUACUAUAUGUAGGUGAAUGUGUACGUGUUAACUACGUUUUGAGUUUUCCGUCAUUGAUGUAGGUGUUUUAUGGCAGCUAUAACAUAACCAGAA